CUAGCUGGUUCAGCAAAACACCACCACGUUUGAUGGGAGCUCCGCAGCUACGUAUUGCCGUUGGUUAUGAAAAGCUCUGCUCUCCAACAGAUUCUUGUUUGUCCUGCGCUUGCGUUUGUGGCCGUCUUGCAGAGGGAGCUGCAGUAAGAGCUUGAACCCCCACCUUCAAACCUGAUCACCGCACAUCGUUGCUUGAACAUUCUUUCAGGAACUGUGAGCAUCAGCCACAUUCUCUCUGUUUGAGACUAUGCCUGGCAUGGCCGGCAGCUUACAGCAACCCCAGAUCCUGGAGCACACCAGCAAAAGCUUGUCCGUGACGAUCUACGAUACAAAAUGGGUACCCAGCAGCGCUCGCUUUGUGGUCCUCGGCUCCCACCCUAGAAACAGCGGCUGUAUCCAGGUGUACGAACUGGGGGGAACGGAGAUCAACAAACUCACAGAGGCGGAAAAGCAGCACAGCUUCAAAUGUGGGACAUUUGGCGCCUCAAGCCUGACCCAACGCCACCUCGCCACCGGUGACUUCGACGGUAACCUCAACGUUUGGGACCUCGACAGGCUAGGGACCCCUCUCUACCACGCAAAAGCCCACAGCUCAAUAGUAAACGCAAUCGACGGCUGCGGAGGCCUAGGGGUCGGGCGGGGAGCCCCCGAGAUCGUGACAUGUGGCAGGGACGGCCGGGUCUGCGUAUGGGACACCCGACAAAAGGACGACCCUGUGGCGUGCUUCGAGCCUGCCACGUCGGACAGCACGCGCGACUGCUGGGCCGUCUCGUUCGGAAACGCGUACGAGGAGAACGAGCGGUGCGUUCUCGCGGGGUACGACAACGGCGACGUGAAGCUGUUCGACCUGCGCACGGGCACCGUGCGGUACGAGACGACGCUGCAGAACGGGGUGUGCGCGGUGGAUUUCGACCGGAAGGACAUCCCGAUGAACAAGUUCGCGGCCACGACGCUCGAGUCGCGGUUCCACGUGUUUGACGCGCGCACGCAGCAUGCAACAAAGGGGAUGGCGAGUUUGAGCGAGAAGCAGGCGCAUGGGAGCACGAUCUGGGGGGUGCGCCACCUGCCUCAAAACAGGGAGGUGUUCAUGACGCUAGGGGGAGACGGCAGCUUGGCGUUGUACAAGUAUUCGUACCCCGAGAAGAGGACGGCCAAGGAGGAGGACGGGAGCGUGUCGGGGGUCAUUGGAAGCGUAAACAUGUUAGCGUCGCGAACGGUGGCCUCUCAACCAAUCUCCUGCUUUGACUGGAGUCCCGACAAGGAAGGCCUUGCCGUGUUUGGCUCUUUCGAUCAAAGCAUCCGAGUUGGGAUCGUCACCAAACUGCAUAAGGUUUGAGGAACAAGCGCCUGCCACUUAUACGAUCGUGUCGGCCCGCCCAUACAUGCAUGGGCAGCAGACAUUCUGCUCCUUCCAUGUCGUCCAAACGAAGUUACUUAUCUGAUUAAGCAAUAUUAACUUACGGCGUACUUCGCUCUUAGAGUCGGUCGAGGUGGCCGCUAGCUUUUUGGCGGCCAAUAUUCAUCGAACGCGCUUUAUCGAAUGUUUGUUUCUGUUGAGCCAAGCACCUUUGUCGUUGUAUUAGAAGCCAUGAUACUAAGAGCCUGC
Klebsormidium nitens is the source of this 1606-nucleotide messenger RNA. Lineage: Eukaryota; Viridiplantae; Streptophyta; Klebsormidiophyceae; Klebsormidiales; Klebsormidiaceae. The record is from the annotation of a GenBank genome assembly.